CUCUCUCUCUCAAAAAAAAAAAAAAGGAGUCGACUCAGACCGAGACGCGCGCAGGGCAUCGGGCGGGGCGACGCCUUGGGGCAGUCUUGCGCGGCGGGUGGAGGGCGACUCGGCCGGCCGGCGGCGCCGUCAGUCCGGCGUAUGCUGCGGCGGUCGGGCGCUUAGGCAACGACGUUGCGGUAGUGCGCGUCGGCACUCGUUGCAGUAUACAGGAGAUCUGCCGUCUGCGGCCUGCGGGAAGGCCAAGACCAUGCCCAACUCUGAAAUCAAAUCAAAGCUGUGCUUAGUGCAAAACAGAAAUGACCGAAGCGGAAGACAUUAUGUCUGAUGUCGAGAUAGAUGAACUAUAUCACUCAAUGAAGGAUGAACUGCAGAACUGUUUCUCAACUGAUAUUCCUUAUGACAGUGGAUCUGGAUUCUGCUUGAUACCAAGAAUACACGAGCACAUCCGUGCGAUAGAUAGAUAUUCUUAUGAACCAAUAAUUUUGUCAAUCGGUCCCUAUCACAAUGGAUCUCCAGCACUUUCUUCUACGGAGAGAGAAAAAUGGAACCGCUUGGACUAUGUCCUUAAGUUAAACUGUGAGAAGGGUCUGAAAGAUUACUUGACCGUCAUAAACAGACUAGAGAAAAGAACAAGGAUGUGCUAUUCUGGAGAUAUUAAAAUGAGUAAAAAGGAUUUUUUGCAGACUCUCUUGCUUGAUGGAUGUUUCGUGCUUGUUUCACUUGGGAAAUUUAAUGAAUUUAUAAGGCCUGAACUCCACAGUAGUAUGCCUAGUUCAUCACAUGCCGAAGUACACGAGGAAGAUUUGAUUUCUGGGCAUUCAAAAGUGACAGGGAUAAAUGAGAUUCAAGAAAUAAACACGAGGAAGCUGAAUGCCACGAAGAGCACUGUAAUUGAACAAGACAUCGUGCCUCACAAUCAUUCUAGGGAAGAAAACUCAGUGCUUGAGAUUGAGUUAUGCCCGGAGAUCAGUGGCCAUAAAACAGGGCAAUGCCUUUACCCGGACAACGCUCAGCAGAUUGGGCAGUGGUAUGAUGUCUAUGUCUACAUGACCUAUUCCUGCUUUUCAUAGUCGAGGCAAUAUAUGAGGUAGCUAUUUCUAACAAGAUGGCGCCGGCUGCUUCAUGCAAAUCAAGUUUUGCUCGUUAUAUAGAAAGGUAUGUGUCAUUCUAUCCAACAGCAAUACGAGAGUCCACUCGCCCAAAAGAUUUCGAUCAUUUGCUGCACUUGUGUCAUAUCUACUUCAGACCUAGUUCUAAUCAGGAUGAGCACGAUGGCCAUACAUCGCAACACUAUAUUCACCAGUUCCUUCAAAUGGGGCGAAAUUACCUCAGCUAUUUAGGUUCCUCGCAGCAUCACUAUUUCCCAAACCGAUGGCGCCGAGCAACACAGUAUCAUGAAGCUGGCAUCCAGUUUAGGAUGAGAAUGUAUUCUGAGCAUAACCCCCAUUCCCUCUUGGAUAUAAAGCUCAGAGACGGUAUCCUGGAAAUCCCAUUCUUGUUUGUGGAUGAAGAAACUAUCGUCUUCUUCAGAAACUUGAUAGCACUGGAGCAAACAUGUCCGCAAGUUGGAAAUUAUGUCACGGCUUACACUGUUUUCAUGGCCAAGCUGAUGAGCAUGCCCGAUGAUGUUGCGCUGCUGGCUCGAAAGGGGGUCAUUGCCCACCAUAUGCGUACUGACAGAGAUGUAUCACAGCUCUUUACCAGGCUGACAAAAGGUGUUGUCUUCGAUUUCUACGGGAACUAUUACCUUAACCACCUGUGCUUAGCCCUGGAGGUAUAUUAUCAGAACCGUCUGCACAGGUGGGUCGCAUGGCUGAGGCACAACCAUUUGAGCAAUCCAUGGCUGGUGGUCGCUGCGUUCGCUGGUGUUAUUGUGCUUUUCUGCACCAUUGCACAGACUGUCCUUACUGUCGAGUCUUAUGUUAAUCCCAAGUAAUCACCUGGGCAUAAAUUGACUGUGGGAUUCAGAUUUAUGUAUGUCCACUUUAGUCCCAAAGAAAAUAAACUAUCACCAUCUCUCCA
Molecule: messenger RNA, 2025 nt
Organism: Triticum aestivum (bread wheat)
Lineage: Eukaryota; Viridiplantae; Streptophyta; Magnoliopsida; Poales; Poaceae
Exons: 2
Coding region: 1109-1939 (276 amino acids)
Source: RefSeq, a predicted model, not a curated record